UUUAUUUUAUUAUUUUUUUCAAAUAAUAAUAUUAAUAAUUUAUCAUAUUCUUAUUUUUCUUUAAUCUUUCGUUUUUCAAUUAAAUUUUUUCUCAACACUUCGAGCUGAAAUUUCUGGAAAUUUGAUUUUGGUGGACGAGAUUUCGGGUAGGACUGCUGCUUAUUCUUACAAUUUUCCUGCAAAACGUGAUCUUUCUCUUUAAGGGAAAAAAUGGGUCUCAAACAAGCUAUAAAGAGCCUUGAUGCGUUUCCUCGUGCCGAAGAGCAUUUGUUGCAGAAGACACAAUCUGGGGCACUUGUUUCUAUUGUUGGUCUAGUUAUAAUGGCUACAUUGUUCUUGCAUGAGCUGAGAUACUAUCUUACAACUUACACCGUCCAUGAGAUGUCUGUGGACUUGAAACGUGGAGAAACUCUUCCAAUUCAUAUAAAUAUGACAUUCCCUGCCUUACCAUGUGAUGUCCUAAGUGUUGAUGCCAUCGAUAUGUCUGGGAAGCAUGAAGUGGAUCUUGAUACAAACAUUUGGAAGUUGCGCCUGAACAGUCAUGGCCACAUUGUUGGCACUGAAUAUUUAUCUGACCUUGUGGAAAAGGAACAUGAACAAAAACAUGAUCAUGAGCACUCUGACCACGGAAAUCAUACGGACAGAGCCUUUGAUCAAACUUCUGAGGAUAUGAUAAAAAAGGUGAAGCAAGCAUUGGCAAAUGAAGAAGGAUGCCGGGUUUACGGGGUUUUAGAUGUCCAACGGGUUGCUGGAAACUUUCAUAUUUCAGUUCAUGGACUAAACAUUUUUGUUGCUAAUAUGAUUUUUGGAGGAUCUAAGAAUGUGAAUGUGAGUCACAUAAUUCACGAUUUGUCUUUUGGGCCAAAAUAUCCAGGGAUUCACAACCCACUUGAUGAGACAUCACGGAUUCUACGUGAAACAAGCGGAGUUUUCAAAUAUUAUAUAAAGAUUGUUCCGACUGAAUAUCGGUAUAUCUGGAAAGAAGUGUUACCAACAAAUCAAUUCUCUGUUACGGAGUAUUUUUCACCAUUGAAAGACUUCGAUAGGUCAUGGCCAGCUGUCUACUUCUUGUAUGAUCUGUCACCUAUUACUGUCACCAUUAAAGAAGAACGGCGUAGUUUUCUCCAUUUUAUGACUCGUCUUUGUGCAGUUCUAGGUGGAACUUUUGCUUUGACAGGAUUGCUAGAUCGUUGGAUGUUUAGGUUUAUUGAGGCAGUGACUAAACCAAAUACUAGAAGAAGUGUACUGCGAUAGACUUGACUUUGCUAAUUACCCCGUUGACUCAUUGGCGUCUUUCGACGAACCAUUGAAAACCAAGUUAGCAAGUGAAGUUGGAUGUAGAACGUGGAGUCUGGAGACCAGAGUUAAAACACAAAACUGCUUAUGUAACUUCGUUUCGUGUUUCUCCCCCUCUACUGGGCGACUGUUCUUUAUAGUGUCAUGUUGCCUGCCUGCCAUCUAUUUUGUUUUUUGGUUUUCAAUAGGCUUGGAGCUCAGGGUUGGUUAAAGUACAAGAUUGAUUGUUGUAGCUUAGUGAUAUUUUACAGGUGGUAUUCUUUUAGGACCCCUAAAUUUUGAUUGAUUUAGAAUAUGCAGGAAUGAAGAUGUACUUUUGAUUUGAGUUAUGGAAAGAAAGAAGCCACGAUCCAUUUUCGAACA
Molecule: messenger RNA, 1659 nt
Organism: Humulus lupulus (European hop)
Lineage: Eukaryota; Viridiplantae; Streptophyta; Magnoliopsida; Rosales; Cannabaceae
Exons: 12
Coding region: 211-1254 (347 amino acids)
Cellular component (GO): endoplasmic reticulum; COPII-coated ER to Golgi transport vesicle
Source: RefSeq, a predicted model, not a curated record